UUGUGUUUUUGCAUAUAUACCACUAUAUGACUAUAUAUAUAACACAAGUCUAUGCUCUUAUUGUAAAAGUUUAAGUUUAAGUAACAAUUUUAAAGUCACACAUGGCAGAAGAUUUUCAGGCAACCGUAUGCAGUGGAAGCUGGUGGAUGUCACCAAGAUCUAACUUCAGCCGCUCAUGGUGUUCAUCGGUUUUAUCAGACAUGGAUAACUUCGGACCCUUCAUGUCAAGAGAUCUGAUCAUGGAUAUGAAAUCAAAAUCAAGUGACAAUAAGUCUUCAGAUGGCUCGAUGAUCUUCCAUGAUAUUCAAAAACCCAGUGGCAUCAUGUCGCCGGAUUCUGCUCUCCAGUUUAUGGCCACCACCUUUUCUAGUUCUCCGCCAGCCACAACCACUGAUCAUUGGAAUCAGAAUUUGUUGUUGAAGGUACAAGAAGAGCUGAACACCUUUCCAACCAGCGGUGAUCAUGACGAUUCAACGGCGGUGACAGAAGCUGAUCGACAUCAAGAUUUCACCAUGGACCAACAACAAUCAUUUAACUCCACCACCACCUUCCCCGUUAGUUCAACUUCGUAUGAAGCUUACCCUUCAACUUUGCUACAAUCUUUCUUGGAUAAUAACUCCCCACCACCACCACCGCCGCCGCCACUGCAACAACUACACCAACAACCGCCGUAUACUUUUCAACCGAAUUCAAACGAUUUGAACUUCAUUCCAAAACAACAUGUUCCUGCUUUCUGGAAUGCUUCGGGGUCCACUUUAGACGAUAAUAUUUCAAGUUAUUUCUCUUCACUGUCGUCUCAAUUUCUCCCAUCGUCAUAUAAAGAAAAAGAAAGUCGCCCUAAUCUCAUUAUAAAGCGUAAUCAUCAAGAAAUCCGGGACAUGGGUUCGUCAGCAAAAAAAUGUUCAGGUGAGCUUCCAUUAAAGCGACCUCGCCUUGAAACACCAUCACCCUUGCCAACCUUUAAGGUUCGAAAAGAGAAACUAGGAGAUCGAAUCACAGCCCUUCAGCAAUUAGUUUCACCUUUUGGAAAGACGGAUACUGCAUCUGUGCUCCAUGAAGCCAUUGACUACAUCAAGCUUCUGCAUGAUCAAGUCAACAUUCUAAGUGCACCCUACAUAAAGAAUGGAGCUACAAAGCAACUGCAACAGAUUGAUCACGAUCAAAAGGUGAAAAACGCGGAAGUACACAAACAAGAUCUAAGGAGCCUAGGACUUUGCCUGGUGCCAGUUUCGAGUACGUUUCCAGUUGCAAAUGGGACAGCGACUGGUUUCUGGACACCAAGUUACGAAGGUUCAUUUAGGUAGAGAAGACAAGCAAAACUAGAAUCUCAACACAUAUAAGCAGAAUUUUGAAUAAAAAAGAAUGACUCUCUCACUGGUUUUUUGUUCCCAUGUUUAUAUAUAAACCAAAGACAAGUUGGAUCUCUUGAGCUUUUUGAGUAUUUUGAGUGAAAUUGAUUAUUCAAAAUAAUAAAAAAGCUUAAAGUUGUGAAGAGAAGCAAUUGUAAUAAGUUGAAGGAGUUAGAGGAGGUCGAAAAUGAUAAACGAUUACAUUUUUCAUGUAACAUUAUUAGUUUAAAAAAUCCCUAACAUUGUUGCUAUAAA
Messenger RNA from Lactuca sativa (garden lettuce), 1604 nucleotides. Its product is annotated as transcription factor bHLH112. Gene Ontology annotation, molecular function: RNA polymerase II cis-regulatory region sequence-specific DNA binding; DNA-binding transcription factor activity, RNA polymerase II-specific; protein dimerization activity. Gene Ontology annotation, biological process: regulation of transcription by RNA polymerase II. Lineage: Eukaryota; Viridiplantae; Streptophyta; Magnoliopsida; Asterales; Asteraceae. Gene Ontology annotation, cellular component: nucleus. The record is from RefSeq and is a predicted model, not a curated record.